Messenger RNA from Lacerta agilis (Sand lizard), 5059 nucleotides. It is a transcript of the gene SOCS5, whose product is annotated as suppressor of cytokine signaling 5. The transcript is spliced from 2 exons. Gene Ontology annotation, molecular function: 1-phosphatidylinositol-3-kinase regulator activity. The coding region runs from base 274 to 1872 and encodes 532 amino acids. Gene Ontology annotation, biological process: intracellular signal transduction; phosphatidylinositol phosphate biosynthetic process. NCBI's taxonomy places the organism in Eukaryota, Metazoa, Chordata, Lepidosauria, Squamata, Lacertidae. Gene Ontology annotation, cellular component: phosphatidylinositol 3-kinase complex. The record is from RefSeq and is a predicted model, not a curated record.
GGCCUGAGGCAAGAGCCGUUUCGCAGGCCGCGUGAGGGGAGGGGGCUCCGCUCUGCUGCCGCCGCCGCUGCCGCCUCUGCGACAGGCCGAGCGCGCUCCGGGGUGAUGCUAGGACCCAGGAGGGAGCCGGCGCGGCGCUGAGGAGGAGGCAGAGAGAUGCGCCGGCCUUCCAGCACCGCCAGCCUCCGCGGCCGCCUCCAACGGCCCUGAGCCGCCGCUUAGUAGGUGAGCCCGGCUGGGCGGACUAGACCGAGGGCGAAGGUAACCUAAUCCAUGGGUAAAGUUGGGAAGAUGUGGAACAGUUUCAAGUACAGAUGCCAGAAUCUCUUCAACUCUGAAGGUGGAAGCAGAAGUGAAAAUGUAGAUGUAAACUCUAAUUGUUCUUCUGUUAGAGAUAAAAGUGUGUUUGUUCCUGAUCCAGCUGUGCAACGACCCAGCAGCCCUUUAAGAGAUGUUUCUUUACAACUGAGUCUAAACCCUUCAAAAAGCUCUGCAAGGAAAAAUCAAAACUGUGCUGCAGAAAUCCCACAAAUUGUGGAAAUAAGCAUUGAGAGAGAGUGCGACUUGGGUGUUGCCACAGGAGCUAGACUUGCACGAAGAGAUUCCUACUCAAGGCAUGCACCAUGGGGUGGGAAAAAGAAACAUUCCUGCUCUACAAAAACCCAGAGCUCUUUGGAUAGUGAUAAAAGAUUUGGCCGUUCUCGCUUGCAAAGGAGAGAGAGAAGAUACGGCGUGAGCUCUGUUCAUGACACGGACAGUGUCUCAAGCAGGACCAUUGGGAGUCGCUCUCUGCGACAAAGACUUCAGGAUACUGUUGGCUUGUGUUUUCCUAUGAGAACGUACUGCAGACCAUCCAAACCUCUCUUUUCUAACAAAAGAAAGAUCCAUCUUUCUGAACUAAUGCUAGAGAAAUGUCCUUUCCCUCCUGGGUCAGAUCUGGCUCAAAAAUGGCAUCUAAUUAAGCAGCACACAGCCCCAGUGAGCCCGCACUCAACUCUCUUUGAUGCAUUUGAUCCUUCUGUGGCUUCUACAGAAGAUGAAGAGGACAGGCUCAGAGAAAGACGAAGGCUCAGUAUUGAAGAAGGGGUUGAUCCCCCUCCCAAUGCUCAGAUACAUACUUUUGAAGCUACUGCACAAGUUAACCCGCUAUAUAAACUGGGACCAAAGUUGGCCCCUGGCAUGUCUGAGAUGACUGGAGACUGUAGUUCAACGCCACAGGGAAGUUGCGACCUGGAGGAAGACACAACUACUCUCUGCUUGCAGUCGCGUAGGCAAAAGCAGCGCCAGGUAUCAGGAGAGAGCCAUAGCCACACCAGCAGACAGGGAGCUUGGAAAGUACAUACUCAGAUUGAUUAUAUACACUGCCUUGUCCCAGACUUACUGCAAAUUACUGGCAAUCCUUGUUACUGGGGAGUGAUGGACCGCUACGAAGCAGAAGCACUUCUGGAAGGAAAACCCGAAGGCACUUUUUUGCUCAGGGAUUCUGCUCAAGAAGACUACCUCUUCUCUGUGAGCUUCCGCCGCUACAACCGGUCUCUGCAUGCACGCAUUGAACAAUGGAACCACAACUUUAGUUUUGAUGCUCAUGACCCCUGCGUGUUUCACUCCUCAACUGUUACAGGGCUUCUAGAACACUACAAAGAUCCUAGUUCUUGCAUGUUUUUUGAACCUUUGCUUACAGUCUCCCUAAACAGAACUUUCCCUUUCAGCUUGCAAUAUAUCUGCCGGGCAGUAAUCUGUAGGUACACUUCGUAUGAUGGGAUUGAUUGUCUCCCUUUGCCAUCAAUGUUGCAGGACUUUCUAAAGGAAUAUCACUAUAAGCAAAAGGUCCGAGUGCGAUGGUUGGAGCGGGAACCAAUAAAGGCAAAGUGAACAGAGUUCAGAGUCCCCAGUAAGCUCACUAGAAAUAUGUGCUUUUUUGUGCAAAUACAGUAUAACUGUGGUUAGCACAUCAGUGUUCAGCUUCUUCAUCUUCUUUUGCAAUGUGGUACUUUAAGCUUAAUGUGUUUUUGAGUGUGUUCAGAUGCUGCCUGCUAUUAAUCAAGCUUAGUUGUGAAUAUCUCUUGAAACAAUAUACUGAACACAAAUUCACACAUUUUUUAACGCGGGCUUGCAGAUUAUAAUUGUCCAGUUCUGAAAUACACUAUUUUCUCCCGCAAUUUCUAUAGUUAUCACCAUAUGUAAAGCGGCCAUUGAGUAUUUUCUAAGUUCCAUUCAAUUUCAACAAAGUGAGUUGCUGCCUUUUUUCAUUUUUUAACAUGUUGAACACCAGCAAUUGUGUUCCAGUGUAGUUGCUUUCUUAGUACAUUUUAAAGUUCAGUUUCCCCCCCCCCAUGACAAUUUUCACAUUAAAGCUAUUCUAAAAUGAAAAAUCAUGAGCAACAAGGGAAACUGCUGUCACCUAGCACUUCUAAGAAUUGAUCACGUACAUUAAUGAGCACUUAUAUGCAUCUACUCGGCACCAAACUUUGGUUUUUAAAAGGGCUGUAUCCCAAUUAAGUAUACUUUAGUGUAUGAUUGUUUGAGUGCUAAUAGAUUAAUCAGCCAACUAAGUUUGCAUAAAUGUGCAUAUCACUAAAAUAGUAAUCAUAUGCAAGAAAAAGUAAACACAUACUUUAUUUAUUUUAUAAUGAUGCCUACAUGUGCCUACUGUGAUACCUUGAAAGAGGCAUCUCUUAUAGCAGUGGUCACCAACCUUUUUGGAUCUGGGGGCACAUUCUGAAUUUUGAGAAGAUGCCAAGGGUACCAGUUAGAAAAUGGCUGCCACCGGGGGUGUAGCCUAACACAUAAUGGCUGCCACCUUCAAAAGAGAAGAAAAAGAAAAGAAACGGGAACAUAAAAUAGUUCAAAUAUGGGAAAAUCAGUUCAGGUUUUAAAAAUAUAUAUAUAUAUAUGCAUAGUCAGAGACAAAAAGACAUAAUGCUGACUCACAAGUAUUUCCCCCCUAUUUUUAUGGAGAAGAAAAUAAUAGAAAAACACAGAAAAUACAGAAAGGACUCACCAGAGUAGUAGUGUGAUUUUAAGGCUGACUCAUCUACAAGCAUCUCAAAACUAGGGGUGUAUGAGGAUACGAUGAUAAUGAUUUUUUGCCUUUGCACUAAGCCCUCCUCUCUACAGACAACCUGGGAGCAAUCCCUGUGGGCCAGGCAGGAGCAAAAAGUGAUAAUAACAUUGAUGCCUCUGAAAUGACUCCCUCCCCAAAAAACAACAACUUGGAAACAAUUGGGAAUAAUAUAGUGAAGAUGGUGAUGUUGAUAAUAAUGAUGCCUCCGCAUUACCCCACCCCUCAAGAAUGUAACAACUUGGAAACAACCAGGAAAAUUCUUAGCAUCAUCAUUAUUAUUAUCACCAACACCAUUAUGAUGCUUCUGUACUGGGCUCUCCCCUUCAAACAACUUUGGGACAAUCCUUGCUGUAGGGCAAGUAGCAGGGAGAAAAAGGGUUUCCAUAUCCUUACACCCUCCCUGAGUUCAACAGAGGCCUCAAGCAGCUGGCUGGUCCACGUGCCGGCAGGCAGCAAACAAGUAUGGCAACAAUGGGAGGCUUGCCAUCUUGCUCCCCCCACCCCACAUUUUCAAAAAAGUUUCUUAAGUAACUAUCUGCAGGCUGUUUCAUGUGGCCAGCAGGCAGCAAAACUAUUAAUUCCUGGGCUGCUUCCCCUACUCCAAACAUAUUUUCAAAAGCCUCUCAAGUAGCAGCCUGUCAACUGUUCCGCGUGGCUGGCAGGCAGCAAAGCAUAUGCAGCUGCAGACUUUCCAAGGACUGGGAAACAAGACAGUAACAAGAAAAGUGCACUAAAGGGAAGAGGGAACGGCACCUCUAUGGGACCCUUUGCCUGCUCUCCAAACAACUCAUUUAUCAGGCACAGCUCUGGCUACACUCACUGACUUAAAAACACUGGCAGGUGGGAGCAGCCAGGCUGGUUCAUUUCACGUCAGUUGCUUAGAAGAGCACCUGCACCUUCUGCUUCAUAACUUCUUUUCUAGGAUGGCUAGAGUCCUGUGUAAGAAAGAAAGAGUUGUGGGUAGGGGCAGUCUGGAGGCACCAGUGAAGGCUGCCUCAGGCACCCAGUUGGCAACACCCCUCCCAAAAAAAAUCCUACAACAUGGCGCAGAAGGAUGAGUUCCUCUUCUAAGAUGUUGCACAGUUUGUAGAAGUACUUAAAACUUGCACAUUUCCUAAAAAUCUUCUAUACCAUUAAUUGGGGUCACCUUAAUCAGAUGGAUUGUAGUCAGUUGUCUUAAGCAUUGCAGCCCUAGUUUAAAAGCAACUUUAAAAAUAAAGUUUAGUAUACACAGCGCUUCAGUAACUUCUGUCUAACACUGCAAGCUUUCACAGAAGUAAGAUUCAUUAAAUUCAGUGGGACUAAACUAGAUAAGCGUGUGUAGGAUUGCAGUUUAAGUCAACUGCUGCUGGUAAGUCGUGAUUAUGAACUUGACUCAACUAUACGAAACCUGACAGUAGUAAUUGGAGCUUUGCAUUAACUGAUUUUUUUAAUGGUUCAAAACAGUAUUUUUAACUGUCUGCUAAAAACUAAUGGUCAUCUAGCUUAGUUAUAACUUAAAGCUGAUCCAGAAAAGAUAAUGUUCUGUUCCGCUUCUUUCCCUCCACCCUACUCAAUGCAUCAUACGUAAAGUUUCAGGCUUCAUAUAGGUACUGUUGUAUUUGUAAAUGGUGUAGCACCUUCUUUUGGUAACUUGUAGAUUGUGUUCUCCUUGAGCAAAAAACUUUUGAAGCUUGCUCUUUUGCUUCUGGUCCCCCCCUCCCACCGUGGACAGAACAUAACCUGUUUUGUCCUAGUUGUGUUUGCACUAAAAUUUGUGUUGGAGUACAGAGUCUCUUGUUUUUUGCUUGUGUAUCUUGUACCAAUGACUAGUGCUCCCUAGGUUCUUAACCAGUUGACAGUGACUGUGAGGUAGGAAAACUUCAAAGCUGCGUAUACAAGAAGAGUUAUACUUGUAUGCCAACACUAACCAGUUUAUCAAUGUGUGUUUUUCCUCCGCUUGCUGUGCCUUGUUACAGCUUUUUGUGCUAAUAAAGUACAGUAUUUUCAGUGUUA